AUGUUAUGCUCAAAGCCUCUUGCGAGUUUUGUAGUUCUUCCAAACACACUGCAAAAUGGCCUACAAAGGUUGUGUAUAUCCAGCAUCGGCCUUGGUCCUCGAUCUGCAAGGCCAGUUCAUUAUUAA
Penicillium digitatum Pd1 is the source of this 126-nucleotide messenger RNA. Lineage: Eukaryota; Fungi; Ascomycota; Eurotiomycetes; Eurotiales; Aspergillaceae. The record is from RefSeq and is a predicted model, not a curated record.